This is a messenger RNA of Penicillium egyptiacum, 1365 nucleotides long. Lineage: Eukaryota; Fungi; Ascomycota; Eurotiomycetes; Eurotiales; Aspergillaceae. The record is from the annotation of a GenBank genome assembly.
AUGACCUAUUCAGCGCCCGCAUCCAACCCCGCAAGCUCCGCGAAGCCAAAAGUGAAGAAUAUCUCCAACCCACGUCGCCUCCUAAUCCUCACACCAACCUCCCAAUCCCUCGCAAUAAUACCCCCGCUCCUACACUCCCUAACUGGCGUGCCCGUCCUCGACCCGCCACAGCAGCCAGCCCCUUCACCAGCGACAACCCCGCCACAACCAACAUCAAGCUCAACAACCCCACCACCAACAAGCACCUUCGCCGGCUACACAACCCACAGCCCUCUCCGCCUUGAAACAAAAUACUACACAACAGAAGUCCCCGUCUGGGUCGACGAGAUCCCACUCGCGAUCCACGACGCAGAUGCAAAACCUACCCCAACACCAACACCAACACCAACAGCCGAGCAAUGGAAAACCGACUUCCUAAGCACGGAAGCCGAGAUCGUUCGCGAAGCUGUUGGAGCUCUGGUUGUUUGUGUGCAUACUCCUAGCGAUGUGACACCUCCGCCGGGCUCCAAUGCAAACACAGACCCCGCGGAGCGGCCCGACGUGCGCGCACUGCGUGACUUGAUGCGCGGCAUUGGUGCUGUCAAGGAGUGCAUUGAUGAGGAGCGCGGUGGGCUCGGUGAUGUUCCUGGUGUGUUCGUGUUGAUCGGGGGGAGGAAGGGUGGUGCGGGCGUUGCUGCGGGUCAGCAGAGAUCCAAGGAUCCCGAUGCGGACCUGGGGCUUGGUGUUGAUGAUGGGGAUUUAGGUGGUGGGGAGACGGUGCCGUUUUCGGUUGGGUGGUGGGAGGAUCAAUUUUUUGAUAUGGGGUUGUUAGGUUGGGAGGUUGUUGAGUGGGAUCCUAAGGAGAGUUCAGAGAUUGAGACGAGAAAUCAGUAUGGGGGUGAGUUUACUGAAGCAAGCUCUUCUUUAUUAGGUUGGGUGGUAAGGUUUUGGAUUUUAGCUGACUUCAUGGAAUUACUAGAACGUGAAGGUAUGCCUCGUAUCAAAGAGGUCCUUGAGACUCAUGACUGGUCUAUGGUUGGAGGUGGCACUGGCUUUAACGGAGAUGAUGAUCCUGAUAUGGAUUCUGAGGAUGAUCUUCAAGAUCACCUAUUAGGUCUUGGCGGUUCUCGUGGGUUCGGUGAUGAGGUUCAUGAAUUAGAGCGCGAAAUGUUCGGUUUGCGUAUGGCAAUUGAGCGUGGAGGUGGUGAUGGCGAUGAGAGAGAUGACUCCGAUCAUGAUAAUGGCGAGGAUGAGAUUGAUGUCGAAAGCAUGGAGGCACUAAUGAUGCGCAUGCAGGCAAUCAAAGAUAUGAGCUCCGAGCUGCCGGAGGGCGAACGGAAACGAUUCGCUGCAAAGGCCGUGCAAGAUAUUAUGCGCGAACUCUGA